AUGGCGCCCAAGCUUGCCGUUCUCGCCGUGCUCGCGUCUUUGCUCGGUGCCGUGUCCUGCGAAUUGACAAUCUCAUUAUACGCCGGCUACGGCUUUCCAACCCCGAAUCCCAACCAGCCGUAUAAGCUCCCACAGGCUUCUCCUCCCAAGAACCCUAACCCUAACCUCAAGGUCGGCUACUAUGCCGACAAGAAAUGCCCCCAGGCUGAGGAGAUUGUGAAAAGGGCUGUGGAGAAAGCCACCGCAGGCGAAAAGGCCGGGCUCAUCCGCCUCUUCUUCCAUGAUUGCUUUGUCGAGGGCUGCGAUGCCUCCGUCCUGCUGGCCGGCUCAGAGACGGAGAGGACGGCCAUCCCGAACCUGAGCCUGCGUGGGUUCAACAUAAUCGACGCGGCAAAGGCUGCCCUCGAGGAGGAAUGCAAGGGCGUCGUCUCCUGCGCCGACAUCGUCGCCUUCGCCGGACGGGACGCCAGCUGCAGCCUAAGCGACGGCAAAAUCAACUACGACGUGCCGGCUGGCCGCCUUGACGGGAAAGUAUCACGCGCCAACGACACCUUCUUGAACCUGCCCCCACCCUUCGGCGGCCUCAAACUGAUCACAGACAUGUUCGCUGCAAAGGGGCUCGACCAAACCGACAUGCUCGUGCUUUCCGGUGCGCACUCCAUCGGCCGCUCUGCCUGCGGCUCCUUCGCCAACCCCUUCUCCAACCGUUUGCAGGCUGACAACUCCAGCACGGCGAUGAACCGCACGCUCGCCGACCAACUGAACACGACAUGCACUGCGGACAGCGUAAAUGUGCCGCAGGAUUACAAGACCCCCUACGCGUUGGACCACCAGUACUACAAGAACGUGCAGGAACACAAUGUGCUCUUCACCUCCGAUGCGGUACUGCUGGAGUCACCGGAGACCAAGGUCUUGGUGGAUUUAUUUGCCCGUGACCCUUUCUUUUUGUCGGAUAUUAUUCCAAUUGGCCGAAACCCCUGGUACGAUGCAUUCGCUAAAGCCAUGGUGAAGAUGGGAAACUGGGAGGUGAAGAACAGCACCGUGGGCGAGAUCAGGCAAUUCUGCGGGAAGGUCAAUGACAAGACCUAUUAG
Messenger RNA from Lolium rigidum, 1092 nucleotides. RefSeq names its product peroxidase 2-like. Lineage: Eukaryota; Viridiplantae; Streptophyta; Magnoliopsida; Poales; Poaceae. The transcript has 2 exons. The coding region runs from base 1 to 1092 and encodes 363 amino acids. Gene Ontology annotation, molecular function: peroxidase activity; heme binding. Gene Ontology annotation, cellular component: plant-type cell wall; plasmodesma. The record is from RefSeq and is a predicted model, not a curated record. Gene Ontology annotation, biological process: hydrogen peroxide catabolic process; response to oxidative stress.